Molecule: messenger RNA, 7470 nt
Organism: Paramecium primaurelia
Lineage: Eukaryota; Ciliophora; Oligohymenophorea; Peniculida; Parameciidae
Source: the annotation of a GenBank genome assembly
AUGAUAUUUUUAAAUUGCUAUUACGUCUUGUUUUUUAUAUUUCUAUCAAUAAGAAGUGAAGAAGUCUCAAAAAAAUGUGUCUGUGGACAUGUUCAAAGUUAAAAUGACUGUAAAAACUCUGGUUUUUGCUUCUGGAAGAAUGAUGUUUGUAUUUUACAAUCUGGUCAAACAUACAACGAAGAGGAUUAGAAUUAGAACACAUGUAAUAGUUUUGCAGAAGAAGACUGUAGAGUAUAGUAGUAAUGUGGUUUUUAUUUGGGCUAAUGUAUUAAGUUUAUUGAUUGUAUCUUAUUUAAGAAAGACUAUUGCUAAUAAUCAUCAUAUAGAUGUGUUUCAGAUGGCUAAAAGUGUGUUGAAAUAUAGGAAUGUAAUUAAUACAAAACAGAAAUGGCAUGUGCAAACAAAAAUAAAAAUGGUUAAUACUGUAUUUGGGAAUAAGGGAUGGAAAAAAAAUGUAGAGAUGUUACUAUUUGUUAAGAACUUCCAUUCUAUUUAUCGAGUCAUAUUAUGUGUAAAUAAGGUUUAGAUGGCUGUACUGUGGAUGAAAAAAAUUAUGGAUGUAUUAAUUAAAAGGAUUCAUGUACCUAAUAUUUAUAUGAUUUUUAAUGCUUCGAAAGUAAAUAUAAAAAUGAAAAUUGUUUUUGGGAUUCUAAAAAUAGUAAAUGUGUUGAAAAAAUAUGUGAAAAUCUCCAUUUUUCUGAAGAUUACAUAUGUAAAUCUUAUUUGAGUGAAUGUACAUCUAAUGGAAUUCAUUGUAUCUAAAGAAAACAAUGCAGCGAUGUUAAGAAUAAAUAAAAUUGUGUUACAGAUGCUUAUGGAACAAAGUGUAUAUAUCAUUAAAAUUAAUGUAAAAUCAAGAGCUGUGACACUGCUUUAUACUAACUAUAAAAUUAUCAAUAAUGUUAGGAUUACGAUAAUUUUUUGGAUUGUGUAACAUCUGAAAAUGGAGGAUGUAAAUAGAGACCUAAAACAUGUGAAGGUUAUGUUGCUUAAGUAGAUUGUUAUUCGCUUUAAUAAUAAGAUUGUAUAUGGUAUAAAAAUAGAUGUGAAAAAAGACAAUGUUAUCAUGCUUCAAAUCUUUAUAGUAACACAGAUUGUAAGCAAUAUGGAAAUUGUAUAGGUAAACUAGAUGGUGGAUGUUAAGAGACACCAGAUUUUUGUGAUAAGAUAUUAUAAGAAUAAUUUUGUGAAUUUAAUUAUAAUUAAGAAAGAUGUUUUUGGUUAGAUGGUAAAUGCUAAUUAUUCAAAUGUAAUUAAUUGAAAUUUCCAACUUACAGUAAUCAUUAAUAAUGCCAAAAAGCAAAUCUAUUGUGUACUUAUAGCUCAGAUUUAUUGAGUUGUGUAGAUUAUUUAUGUGAAAAUAUUUCUGACAUUUAGUUGUGUUAGAUAGAUUCAAAUGGAACAAUUUGUAGAGUUAAUACAGGAUGUAUUGAAAAAACUUGUAAUAGUGCUCCACGAUAUUAUGAGACUAAUCAAGAAUGUGAAGAGUGGUUAUCAUUUUGCACAGUUCAUGUUGUAGUCUUAUAAAAUUAAAAAAAAAUGAACGGUUGUGAGGAUAAAAAGAACGAUUGUGAAGAUUCUCUUUAAGAAUAAUGCUAUACAACUAGAUCAGGAAUUAAUUGUAAAUGGGAUAGUUCUACUCAAAAGUGCAUGAAUCGAAAUUGCAUCGAUGCAAAUCCUUCAAUAUAUGUCACUAAUAAUGAUUGUAAAUUGUUUAAAGUGAUGAAUGGGAUUUGUAUAAUAGGAUCUUCUGGUUUUGGAUGUUAAUAAUGGCCUAAUAAUUGUAACUAAUUGUUAAGCUAAUAGUAAUGUUAAUUAAAUCUAUAAGAUGGAACAAAGUGUUUUUGGACUGGUAGUUUAUGUAAAAUAAAAGAAUGUUCAGAUGCUCCUAAAAUUGAGUAUACAAAUAAUAUUGAAUGCAAUACCUGGUUUGAUAAUUGUAUUUUUAAUCAUAAUUCUGGAGGAUGCAUGAAUAGACCAAGUUCUUUUACUUGCACAUCCUCUCCUAAUAAUAGCAUGUAUGAUACACAUUAAGAAUGUUAAGCCUGGAAUCCUGAAUGUACUGCGAUUUCUACUAUUCUUGCAAUGGGAUGUGAAUAAAAAAAGUCUAAUUGCUAAGAUUAUAUCAGACAAAUAAAUUGUAAAACAAAUUUGAGUGGCUAAAAUUGUUAUUGGAAUGAUUUAGAUUAAAAAUGUUAUUUAGAUGACUCUGAUAUUGAUUGUAAAUAUAGAAUUUAUGGUGAAUUAACACAUGAAGAUUGUGAAAAGUUUCUUUCUAAAUGUACAAUAAAUUCGAUUAGUAGAACUUGUAUAAAUCUUUUAGAUUCUUGUGAUUAUUAAUUUGAAUAACAAUGUGUAAUCACAUAUUCAUAGUAACCUUGCAAGUGGGAUCUAUUAAAUCGAAAAUGUAAAAAUGUAAUGUGUUAUGAAAAUAUUGUUGCACAAACUGAAGCUGAAUGUUUACAUUUCAGAAAAUAUAACUAAUGUUAAUUAAAGAUUUAAUAAAAUGGGACAUAUGGACCUGGAUGUGAAUCAAGACCAUUCUCUUGUGAUUAGAUUACAAAUUAAAUCAUAUGCAAUUUAACUCUAACAUUAAACAAUGAAAAAUGCUAUUUUUUUGAUUCAAAAUGUUAAAUUGUACAAUCUAAUUAAUGUGAAGCUAUUAAAGAUAGUAAAAGCAAUCAACUUUGUCAAUUAUAUAAUCCCUACUGUGUUUUAUAAUCAAGUGGAAUAGGAUGUUACUCUAUUUAUGAUUGUUCUGAUUUAUCAAGUAAAGUUUGUAAUAGUGCCUCCAUGAAAUACAAUUAAAAAUGCAAUUAUACUGAUUAUUGUCGUUCUGAUAAUUAAUGUUUUAGUAAAUAGGCAUCAUUAAUUAAUUGCUAAAACAAAAAAACAGCAUUAGGAUAAUUAUGUUACUAUCAAGAAAACAAUUGUAAUCAAUAAUAAGACUCAGCUUAUUUAGAAUUUUAUUAAUAUAAAUCAUUUUAAGAUAGAAACAAAUUAUGCCAAAAUUAUUCAUCCAAUUAUAGAUAUGAUACAAAUUGCUAAUGCUGUGUAAUUAUGACUUCAUGCAGCGAGUAAUAAGGUGGAUAAUAAAUAUGUAAUACUUCAACAGCUGAUAAAAAAUGUGGAUAUAAUUUUUCAAUUAAUACUUGUGAGUCUAGAUAAUGCUAACAUAUAUCUUAUUCCUAUUAUUCUGUCAUUACAGAUUAAAUUUGUUAUGAUUGGAAAUAUGAUUGUGUUUUUGAUAAUACUGGUUGUACAGAAUACACAGGAGAUUGUACAUCAAUUAAACUAAUUUAUCAAUGUUAUUAAUAGUCAUGUUUUUGGUAAGAUGGUAAAUGUGUAAAUAAUGUCGAUUGUCAAAUGAAUACAACUGCUGUUACAGAUCGUGAAUGCCUAUUAGUUAAUGCUAUAUAUUGCAGAUUUAAUUAUACUAAAGGCUUAGGAUGUUCUUUUUAUAAAUGUGAUGAUAUUUAUGAUUCUACUAUAUGUAAUUCAUCAAAUCUUGUUGAUGGAUAAAAUUGCUAUUGGAUUAAUGGGCAAUGUAAAAGCAAAAUUUGCUCAGAUUAUACAAUUUUAUCUGAUUGUGAAAAUAGUUAUGGUUAUAUUCAGUCAGUAAUCAGUAAAUGUUAUUGGUGUGCAGAUUCAUCUUAAUGUUCCAAUCAUAAAUAUUGUAGUUCAAGUAGUAUGACAUCACCUAAUUCGCAUUAUGAUUGCUACAAUAUAAAUAUAUUAUAAACUAUUGGUUUUUCAAUGACUUAAAAAUGCACAAUAAAAAAAGAAUAUUGUUUCAGUUAUCCUUACAAAGAUGCUUGUGUAAAAUCACUAGAUGAUGUAUAUUGUUACUGGAUCAAUAAUGCUUGCACAAAUAUUUGUUAAGCUUAAAAUUUUUCUCCUUCAUCUACACACUAGUAAUGUUAUAAUUGUCGUCCUUAUUGUAUGUCUGAUGGAUCUUAAGGGUGCUAAAUCUUAAAUUGUUCUGCUUUAGAAUCAUUUGUAAAAUGUGAUGUUUUUAAAUAAAAAUGUUUUUGGGAUGGUUCUGUAUGCAAAAAUGUUGGUGCUUGUAGCAAUUAUUUAAGUAGUUCAUUGUGUGAUAAUACUAAAAACUCAAAAGGUAUCCUUUGCUUUUGGAAUAAUACAUAAUGCAUAGAAAAAACAUGCUAGAAUAAUCCUUCUGUUUCACUCUCUCAAUUAGAAUGCAAUAAUUGGCUAAUCAAUUGUUAGUACAAUAGCGAUAAUAAUAAAUGUGUAGAAGAUUGCACUUCAGCGAGUACAUCAUUUAUCACUCAUGAUCAAUGUGAUCUAUAUUAUUAAAAUAAAAGCUGUACUCUCAAACUUGAUAUAAUUCGAUGUGUGGAUCUUCCUAUUACAUGCAAUUCAGCAAAUUAAAUCUAAUGUUAUAUUGAUCGAGAUAAAAACUAGUGCUACUUUAAUACUUAAUUAAAUCAGUGUGUCAAUUUAACAUGUGAAAAUUUGGAAACAUCUUAUUAAACACAUUAAAAAUGCAAUCAAAAAUUACAUUUGUGUACAAUAAAUGCAACACUGAAUGGAUGUUAAUAAUUAAAUGAUUGUAGUACUUACUAAAUACAAGAAUAAUGUUAGAUUGAUAACAAUAAUGUUGAAUGCGAAUGGAUAAAAAGUCAAAAUAAAUGUACUAUUAAGGAUUGUUCAACAGCCUAAUUAAUUAAUUAUACAGCAUAUAGUUGUCAUUUAUAUUUUGAUGAUUAGUGCACAGUCAAUAAAAAUUUAGAUGGAUGUGAAAUUGGUUAAACUUUUUGUAUGAACUACAAUUAUUAAUAAUGUAUCAGUGAUGGAUAAAUGAAUUUAAAUGGUGUUGAAUGUUUUUGGAAUGAUAAAUAAGUAAUUUGUUAAGAACGUUUAUGUGAAAAUGCACCUUCAACAACUUAAUCAGAUUUUGAAUGUUAAAUAUUUUAUUCCACUUGUCAAAAAAAAUUGGGUUGUCGUUAAAUAGGAUGUUAAGAUUAUUAUUAUUCUCUAGAUUCAGAUUGUGCAUCUAUAUUUGAAGAUAAGCAUUGUGUAACCAAUGGAUAUUAAUGUGUAUAAAGAAAAGCCUGUGAAGAUAUAAAUAUGAUUGAUGGCUGUACAUUUGAUAUUAAUUUAAAUCCUUGUGUUUGGAUAAAUAAAAAAUGUUACACUAAAACAUGCUAAACUGCAUAAAUUUCUCUAACUAAAUAUGAGGAAUGUAAUUCCUAUUUGCCAUUUUGUACUGUUAAUUAAAAUGGAGGAUGCAUUAAAAAACAACUUUGCUAAGAUUACUAAAUUAAAGAAGCUUGCUAUACUGAUAGUGAAAAUGUUGAAUGCAUUUGGGAUAUCUAUCUGAAAAAAUGCUUUUCUAAUUAAUGUAUUGAUUUCUGUGGUAAUGGUAUUGUUUUCAGUUAGGAUGAAUAAUGUGAUGAUGGAAAUUAUUUACCAUAUGAUGGUUGUUAUAAAUGCAAAAUUUAAUGUCCAUAAGGAUGCAAUAUUUGUAAUGGCAAUCAGUGUUAGGAAUGUUUAAAAAUGGGAUGGUUAUUGAUUGAUGGUGUUUGUAUUUCAAAUUGUGGUGAUGGUUAUGCAGUAGGAAACGAAUAAUGUGAUGAUGGAAAUAAUAUUAAAUUUGAUGGGUGUUAUCAAUGUACUUUUUAAUGUCAUUAGAAAUGUGUUGAUUGUUUUCAAGGAUAGUGUAUUUAAUGUCAAAAUGGACUUAUAGAAGAUGGACCUUAUUGUAACAAUAUUUGUGGAGAUGGAUAUUUCAUACCACAAAUAGAAUAAUGUGAUGAUGGCAAUCUUUAAAAUAAUGAUGGAUGCAAUAAUUCUUGCAAAGUUGAAGAUAAUUGGAUAUGCUUAAAUGAAAUUGAUAUUAGUGUUUGUGCCUAUGCUAUUUUACCUAAAAUUACACUAACCAAAAUAACUAAAACGGAAACAAGUUAUUAAGAGUUCAAAUUAUCAUUUUCUGAGCCAGUAUGUUUAAGUGAACAAAGUAUUAGUGAAGAAUAAUUUCUUCAUUUAAUUUUUAUUGAAAUAAUAAAUGCCAAAGAUCAAGAAUAUACCAUUGAAAUUAAAUCUAUAAUCCCUAUCACUACUUAAUUGGCAGAUGUAAAUUAUAAAAUAGUAGUGAAUUUUAAAACUAAUGUUUAUAAUCCUGUUUUAAAAGUUAAAGUAAAUAGUGACAAUAUAGAAAAUAUCUAAGGUAACACUUUAUUAUCAAAUGAAGCAAAAUUGGAAUUUAGAUCUAUCUAUAAAAUGUCAGAUGAGUAAUAUUUAAUUAUGACAAAAACUUCCAUGAUGAGUAGAAUUGUAUUGUAUAUCAUCUUUAUUAUAAGUGGAAUUUCUUUUUUAUGUGGUAAUUUAGAAAUCUUAUGGAAUAUCCUUGAUAUGUUUUAAUAAUUAUCCUAUAUGAAAUUUCAUAAUAUAGAAUUCCCAGAAAACUUAGAAUAUUAUUUUGAGAUUUUUUCAAUAGGCUCUUUUACUCCAAUUCUAAAUAGAUUGUAAAUAGAUCAAAAUUUACAAUAUAUAUUUAAUUUUUAAGCUCCAGUCAUAAUAGCUAAAUGGAAAUUUGAAUACUAUUAAAUUAAUUGUUACUUUUUGGAAAACUUUGAGACACUUUUACUUAUAAUAAUAUUUGGAUUUAUUAAUUUUUUGAUAUCAUAUUUAUUUUACAAAUUACUUAUUAUAUGUAAGUAUGAAAAUUGGUAAUUAAAUAAUGAAAAAGGAUUUAUUCUCAAAAUAGUUAAAGUUAUUUUUUUUAUUCAAAGAUUUGCAAGAAAAUACUAUUAGUAUUUUAUUUAUUCUGGAUUAAUUAGAAUUUUUACAUCUAACUUUUAUGAUUUGACAUUUGCAUCUAUUUUAUAAUUGGCUAAUUUUAAUACAGACACCACAAUAAAUACAACUAUCUCUUAUUUAGCUUUAAUUACAUUGAUAUUUAAUUUCAUUUUUUUAGCCUAUUUUUACUCAUAUCUAAGCUAUAAGAAUGCAGUUGCUAACAAUUUAUCAGUAUUAGUUGAAGGAAUUAAGAACUAAGCACAUUAAGGACCCAAAUAAUAUUUUGUAGUAUUAUUGAUUAAGAAAACCUUAUUCAUUAUAAAUUUAGUCCUAUUUUAAGGUCUUAUUGGAACUUAAUGUUUAAUUACAGCAUACAUAUCAGGAAUAUUCUCUUGUUAUUUAUAUAUCUAUAAACCUUUUGAGAACAAUUUAGAAAAUAUAAAAAUAAUCAUAACAGAAGUAUUGAUUAUGUUAAAUGCUAUAAUAUUUUCUUUAUAUGAAAUACUGAAAUUAAAUUAAGACAGAGAAUCAGCUGAAAGUUUAGGGUGGGUUAAUAUAAGUGGUUUCACUCUGAUCCUUGUUUUCACCUUAGCGAUUGAUAUCUACCAAUAGUUGUAAAAAUAUAGUAAAUUGGUGAUCCAUAAAAUCAAAAGUUGCUUGAUAACGAAUCAAAAGAAACAGUCAGAUACUUGUAUAGUUUUUUAUUGA